Schistosoma haematobium is the source of this 7965-nucleotide messenger RNA. RefSeq lists its product as uncharacterized. Gene Ontology annotation, molecular function: RNA polymerase II cis-regulatory region sequence-specific DNA binding; DNA-binding transcription factor activity. Gene Ontology annotation, cellular component: nucleus. The transcript has 6 exons. Gene Ontology annotation, biological process: regulation of transcription by RNA polymerase II. The record is from RefSeq and is a predicted model, not a curated record. Bases 399 to 2900 code for a protein of 833 amino acids. Lineage: Eukaryota; Metazoa; Platyhelminthes; Trematoda; Strigeidida; Schistosomatidae.
GGGAGAUUUGUUCUAUCAAGGUCAUUCGUUAAUUUUCUACAUAUAAGUGCAAUGUUUACAUUUCCAUCUCAUCUUGGAUCUUGGAAGUCACAAAUAUUACGAGCAGCUUAGUUGUUUAGAUUAUUUACAAUUACUUUCUGUCCUUCAAAUUGCGGAGACACCAAGAUUCAAUCCCUCCGAUUGCAGAGGAUACAUCAGGCUUUGGAGCUUGUACAAGUAGCACUGCUGAAGGUUCUCGUUCAUUUGGGGUCGCCUCUUCCUCGGAAGAGUCAGGACGCUUCUACAAUGUGGGGGAUGGACAGCGUUUUCUGAAGAGGUGGCCCUCUACGCCUCAACCAGGCACUCGUGUUUGGAUACGGUAUGGUGGCACAGUGUGCUAUGGACAAGUAGUGCAUUGUAUGCCUGAACUUAAUAUGUUCACUGUACGACCAGCUGAUGGUGGCUCUAGACUUGUCACUCGUGGUCUUGAAGAUAUUCUACCUUCUACGCCUCAACAGUCAAUCUUAACUCCACCGACAGAAGACGAAUGGGAUAGUGACCUGAUUGGAUGUGAUGAAAUUCCCCCGAAUACACACAGUAUUACAGCUUUCCCUACAAAAUGCGAGGCCACUAUUUCGGACUCCUUUUCUUAUCCAUUAUUCAUCGAUGUACCAUCUAGAGCAUCUAUUGAUGAAGGGUCAUCUUUUGAAAAAAUGACUACUUUGUCUGGUCUGCCAUCAAAUUCUACAGCCUCAUUCGGUCUUUCACCGAUUCUGGGCUCCUCAGAUGUAACUGAUGUGAAUAUCCCUAGAGAACCUGCAGGACAUUUCGAUGUUUCGUCUCAUAGGACAUUUGCCGAUAAUAAUCCCUACCCGCACAAGUCAACACUUGGUACCAGUCUCCCUUCUCGUGGGUCCAUGGAUCCCUCAUCUGUAACACAUCUGGUGACUCAGAGGGUAGGUUCCUCGAACAGUGAUAACUGCUUUCACAAACGUUGGGACACGUUUUCUUCCCAACCAGAGCUAUCUUCUAAAGGACUGGUAAAAACACAUGAUGAAGACUCACCUCUUGAAGUAAAGCGAACCUCCAUUCCAUCUCAAACCACAAGUUUCCGAAAUCAAGCCUCAACAGAUUAUGUGAUUGAAGCUGUUUUGCACUGGAUUGAGUCUAUUUCUCCUAAUACAUCUGAAUUUUCAGCUAGCACUUGGGAGAAAGUAGACAUAAAUGAACUCAAAGAAACUAUGAAAACAUUAUUGGCAUCAUCAAAUACAUGUGAAGGGGACUAUGCUCAAGAACAUUCUGAAGAUCGCCCUCAACCAUCUGUUUACUCUCCAACAUGUUUUGAACAGGCUCAUUUUUCAGUAAUUGAAACAAGUUCGGAAACCAGCAUGCCUUCACCAUCUAGUAGUGUUUGUUUAUGCCCCAAAUCAAGUUUAGUCCCAGUAAAUAGAGAAACUGUUGUUUCAAAUUACCAAUCAACUCGUUUCAUGAUCACUGAACCGCAUCAACAACAAGAUGGAUCACAGUAUUGUCUUCCGAACCCUUCAUCUACAUGUCCAAAAUGUUUCCCUAAUUUGGGCGCACAAAAUUCACUAGAGUUUGUCCGGGAUAAGAUAUCACCCUGUGAUUGUAAAUCAUUUCAAGGGGAUUCAAAUAACGCAAAUUCGUCUCAUCUUGACCCAAUUUUUGAAAAUACUUGUGUUAUUUCUCCCAAUUUUAUCCACACAUCGUUGGAUCCUAAGAGUGAUAUUUUCACCAGUUCCGAACCUUCAUCGAAUCCUCUUGUUUAUGCUCAACAAAUUCUUCCAUCAUUAAUUAACGAACGUGGUUCAGUGAGUUUUCAGUUAUUGUCUUCCAUAUUGGCUCAUAGUCGUAUUGAAUGUAAUCAAGAUUGUCAAAGAAGUAUGCUUUUAGAUGGAUUAAAACAAGCAUUCAGUUCUAUAAUGUAUUCACCCACUAGUGUGCCUUCAACACCGACAACCAAUGAAGUUUAUUAUGGUGCAGAUCCAGUCUACUCUAGAAGUCAUUCGUCAAUGCUACAUGAAAAUAAAGAACAACCAAAUACUGGAUGUACAGUUCCUGUACGUAGACACUUGUCUUGUGUUGGAUUUACGGAUAGCUUAAGUCCUGUAUCAUUGAUAGACAGUCCAACACAUAAUUUAAGUGAAGCUCAUAAUAUGUUCCCACGUCCUUCAGAAUCAGGUUCAUACUUUUCUGAAAGUUGUCCGAGUCAUAUAAAUGUUGACCAUCCUAAGGAAUUACAAACGACCUCCUUAUCAUACCCCAGUGGUAGUGCCGAAAUGCUUCAUCAUGUAUAUUUCCCACCCAGAAGUCGAAAAUCUAAGUCUGGAGAGUUUCUUCGGCCGGAAACUUCUCACACAGUUGAACAAGGGUACACCAUUCAGUUGAACACCUCAACCAAUGAAGCUUCAAUGAAAACAAAUGUUGAAACAAGUAAAACAUUGAAAUUCCAAGUUAACUGUAAUUCUUUCGUUUCACAACCUCGAAAGUUGGAUUACAGAGAUUCAAUCAGUGGCAUACCUUUACGUGUUGGUUUACCACCAUCAACUACUAGUGGACGUAUCGAUGUUCGUAAAUGUCGUAAAGUUUACGGGAUUGAAAAUAGAGAUCAAUGGUGUAAUCAGUGCAAAUGGAAAAAAGCGUGUCGACGUUUUCCAAAUCCAUGCUCAGUGUCUAAACAUGCUCAAGGACUAAGUAACCGUAAUCUCCCAGCGGAAAAAUGUAGCCGACAACCUCUUGAACCUAAUGUAGCUGAAAUGUGUGUCAUUUGUUCACCAGCAUGCUCAUCUGAUGUAACUCUCCCGCCUAUGACUUCAAGUAGUUGGUCAAUUUCAAGUUCUAUCUCUGGAAAAUUAUCGGAUAAUUCGACUGUUCCUUAUAAAAAUUUAACUGGUCAAUGAAUAUAUCUAUAUAACUAGAGUAUUUUUUUAAAAGUAUUCUAAGCAUCCCUUAAUCUUACGACCUUAUAAUACAAAUUUAAUUCUCUGAGUAAUUUUUCGAUCUUUCUUGUAUUAUCUGCUUUUUUUCUCAAUAAUCAUCAAUAAUAAUAUCGUCACUUAUUUUUGCACGAUCUCUAAACUGAAUUAAAACAAAUCCACAAAAAUACACAUUCAUUCAUAUUAUGUAAAUGAAUAAAACAACCGGUUCAUUUCAUUGGUUUUAUGUAUGUAUGCACACACAUACAUAUGUAGAUCUAUCUAACCAUAUCACAUGUGCCAUUAUUGUUGUUACUGCUUUUGUUUUAAUACAGGCGUUUUUAUUCAUCGUUUCCACGUAUAAUUCAUCAUAUUAAUUCAUAAUUUUUUAUUUAAGGAGUUCGAAUAAAAUCUCCAUUCAGAGAGAAGUGCUAGUCUGCACAAAUAUUUUCAUCUAAUAUACUGUGCAUUUCAACUAUAAACUAUUCCAUGAAUUUAUUCAUUAUCCUAUACAUACUAUCAUUUCUUUUUCUUCUCUGUCUUAUUAAAGUACCAUAUUUUGAUUCUUUUUUGUUUGAUGGACAAAUCAUUGAAAUACUACCGACAUCAUAAUUGUUGUUGUUAGCAUGUUACCAAGUGUGUUGUCCCUAUCCUCAUCACUAUUUCUAAUCAUAUUUGUAAACACCGGUCUUUCUUUUCACAUUCCAUUGAAAUUCAUCUGUUCUGGUCUCGUUUCUAUCUUGACAUUGUGGUUAUUGUUGGUAAAAAUGAAACAAAGUAUCGUUUAGUCCCCACCUAACAUACAUUUGUAUACAAACACGGUGAGAGCUAUUUGUUUCAAUCCAGUCAAAUUGAUCAAUUAUCUAAGGCCAUAUUUACUAUUUUUUACUCUCACUUCUCUUGUUUUUUUUCUCAAAAGCCAAAGAUAUUACCUUCCUUCAGCCUCUUUUUAUACGCUCACUCAAUCACCUGUGUCAAACAUACCGGUUUUACAUAUGUCACUUUCAUUGUCUAUUAUUUUUAUUAUUAUUAUUAUUUCCAUUGCUUCUUUUUUUUCUCGACCGAACAAAUUACAUGGGGAUCUAUUUUUUCAAACUUUAUUUUAUGUUUAUGGUUGUUAUCAUUGUUAUUUUACUUACAUAUGUAUAAUAAAUCAUCAUUGACACUAUACAUGGCGCAGAUAAACUUUUCCUGGUGAGAAAACACACAAAUUGAUUAUUAUAAUUGUUAUUGUCAUUUUUAGGUAAUCACUAUCAGUUCGUUUUUUUGUUCAUUUCCUCGUUAUUCUUUAUUUGUGCUCAUUUAUUGUCUUCUUCCAUCAUUACCAUUGUCUUUCAUUUCUUAAGAUAUAAUAAUAAUUUGUCUAGAAUUAUGUAUGUAUUCUUGAUUUCUUUUGUUCGUUGUUUUUUUUUAAAAAAAAGAAGAAACUUUCAACAUGAAAAAUAAGGAUUUAUUAUUCAGAGCAUGAAUUCUAGUUUUCUAACAUAUUUUGUCAUUUAUCAUGCAUUUCAUUCCUAUGUAUUAUAUCAUUUUAUACACAAAUACCCAUCUAUUCACAUUCACUUACACGUAUAUACAUACAUAUGUUUAUAUGUCUUCUAUAAAUAAAUACAUCAUAUUCAUGGUGUAUAUGCAUAUAUAAUUUCUUCGAUUCACAGCUCAAUUUCAUAAAUUCUACUUCAUAGAUAAACAAAUAACACUACAAAGAAAUGAAACUUCAAUCGGAUCUUUUUUUCUUUUUCUUGUUCAGGGUCUCAUUGAUUUCAUUGUGUCUAUUUGAUUAAGUGAUGUUCAAUUAUUUCUUAAAAUUUUUAUUGCUUUUUUCGACAAUAAUUUGUUAUUAGCUAGUAAAUCAGCUGUCUUCCUUGAUUAAAUUGAAUGUUGUCGAAAUGUAUUGUGUAAUUGAUCAUGAGUGCACACACACACGUACAUUUAUAUACAUACCUGCACAAAUAAUGUGUGUUUAUGUAUUUCAAAGAAAAGGUCUAGACAAAGUCUGUGAUAAGAGAGUUUCUUCAAGUCUUCCUUCAUUUAAAUUGCAUGUUUCGUAUAUUCCUUUUGUUUGCUUUCUCUUGUUUAUAUUUUACACAAUAUUUCACAGAUAAAACUUGAAUGUUGAUAUGUCAUUGUUAAUAAUACUACUGUUAUCAAUACUACCAUUAACACCAAUAAUAAUAUUGUCUAAUAAAUAUUGAUUCAGUAGUUGAAUUCAUGAGUCGAUUAAAGCUAAACCACCUUGAAAAACCUUAAAGCACUGGACGGUAGUGCACAGACUAGAUCGUGACACUAUAGAUCAUCGUCGAACAAUCAAUUGAAUGUAACUCGUCACUAUACAUCAACUUCCUUAACUAUGAGAAGGCGUUUGACAGUGUGGAUAAGAGAACUUUAUGGAACCUUCUUCAACAAUAUUGUGUGAGUAGCUAAGAAAAUCGUCAACAUCAUUCGGAAUUCAUAUAAAGGACCACACUGCAACGUUGUGCAUGGAGGACAGCUGACAGACGCAUUCUAGUCAGUCAGUCAGCUACAACGUAGGACCAGGCACAUAUAUGCAUCGGUCCAAGUUCCGUUACCUCAUUAGCACAACAAGACGAACACCCAAUUCAUAGAAGUAGUUAGUUCAAUGGAUGUAAUAUAUAAAAGAAAGAUUGUGUAUAAGGAUAUAGUCCAGGAAGAAAGAAUUAGUUCGUAGAAAGAAAGGUAUGAAUCAAUUUCAGUCUCAUAGUUUAAGGUAAGACAGAGAGUGUAUAGACCGACGCCAUCGUGAUCGAUUCUGAGUCAUGUCACCCAGUCUCCAACCAUUGAUUGCGAUAGUCGCGUGGACCCCAACCAAGUAGUCUACAUCUACCAACAUGGCUCAGACCAGAAGUUAGUGACUUCAAGCACUGAUGCCACGUUUUCCUCUGGCCACCCUGACUUUCUUCCAACCAUCGCCAACACUAGUCAUCAUUGCGCGUCGUGGUAAUCGGUGUUCAGGCGUACGCAUUCUAAGUGAAGGCCAGUGUCGGACAAGGCUAUUUACUCUCCCCCUUCCUCUUUUUUAUGGUGUUGACUGGAUUAUGAGGACCUCAACAUCUGAGGGGAAGCACAGAAUAAAAUGGACAGUUUGGAUGCAACUAAACAGUUUGAACUUCACAGAUGACCUGGCCCUUGUAUUACAUACACAUGAACAAAUACAGUUGAAGACAACCAGUGUUGCAGCAUUCUCUGCAUCAGUAGGCCUCAACAUACACAAGGGAAAGGCAAGAUCCUCAAAUACAGCACAUAGAACACAAACACAAUCACGUAUCUGGGUUGCAUCAUCGAUGAACAAGGAGGAUCUCACGCAGACUUAAAAGCGAGGAUUGGUAAAGCAAGGUCCCUAUUCCUACAAUUGUAGAACAUAUGGAACUCAAAACAACUGUCAGCCAAUAUUAAAGUGAGAAUCUUCAACACUAACGUCAAGACAAUUUUACUGUACGAAGCUGAAACGUGGAGAACUACAACAACCAUCAUCAGGAAAGUAUUUAUGAACAAUUGUCUACAAAAGAUAAUCAAUGUCUGUUGGUCGGAUAGCAUUAACAACAGCCUACUGUGGGAGAGAACAAACCAACUUUCAGCUGAAGAGGAAAUUAAGAAACGAUGUCGGAAGUGGAUAAAACACACAUUAAGGAAAUCAUCAAACUGCAUGGCGAGGUCAGCCCUAACUUGGAAUCGUGAAUGGAAACGGAGAAGAGGAAGCCCAAAGAACACAUUUCGUCGGAGAAUAGAAGCAGAUAUGAAAAGGAUAAAUAACAAUUGGAAAGCUUGCCCAGGACAGAGUUGGAUGGAGAGUGCUGGUGGGCGGCCUAUGGUCCGCCGCGUGGAGUAACAGGCAUUGAUCUCUUUCGAAGAUUUGAUCUUGAUGUGCUUAAAACAACUGUAACUAAUAUCCAUGCCGUUCUUAGUCAGCCAAAAACAAAUUAUUUAAAUGGAUAGUUUAUGGAAAAGAAAACAAUAAUUUUAAAAAAAUCUGCCCUAUUCCUAACUCAGCCAUUUCUCACUCCGUGGUCCCAAAAUACAAGAGCAGUGCUUCGAAGACACCUGUGGUUAAAUACUAAUAACCUACGAAUAUCCUCCAUUCAUAUUUUAUAUGUUUAACAUCGAUCGACUUGAACUGAGCGAACUGCUGUGAUAUAAACUCGCACUUUGGUUUGAAGAUGGAUAUUUCACCUAUGCCACAAGUAACUCAAGUGGACAAAAGCCAAUCAAACUUUCUAAAUCCGUGCUGUGAUUUCGUCAGAUACCAGAUAAUCAGUGCUGAUGAGACUCCCAAGAUAAGUGAAAUGGUCGAUACUUAAGUAACAUUUUACGUUUGGAGGAAGAAAACUACAUCCCAAACAUGCUUGCAUUGUUGCUUAAGAUGAUGUUAUAUCCGCACCACUUAUUACUCAAUUUUGAAGAAAUGAAGAACCCUUUGCAAUUCCGACAACGCGAAGUAUGAACACCAAGACUGGUUCAAGUGAAGGUUUAUUCACUCCAGAACACGACAACCCUAGUCGAAAAUAUACUCAUCAUAUAUUGAUUGUACAUCCAUUUUGAUUAUCGAUUAGACCAGUAGUGUUGGAGUAGAGAGCCUUUGCAGGGUUGGUGUACUUCUGUACGCCUUUCAAUGACAUCGUCGGAUGGUGCCUUAAGGUCAAAGAAUACAACUAUAGUAAGACGUCGAGAAGCAUUUAUUUUCCUGGAAUCUACCGAAGGGUGAGUAUUUGGUCCAUACAGCCACCUCCAGGUUUGAAACCAGCCUGGUUCCUCGGGUUUGGUCUCAACAAGCUAUUGUUAGACGUCAAAGUAUUAUCGAAACUAAUAUAAUAUUAGGUAAGCCGGUUCCUCUGUGACUGUCACAAGAGGACUUUUGUCCUUUCUUAUAGACUGCGACGAUCAGCGAUAGAAACCAGUCAAACGGGAUUACAUCCAGUUCCCUGGUUCUAGCUAAGAUUUUAUUAAAUUCAAAUGCCUAUAUACUCUGUUUCGCGAAACAGUAAUAAAUAAUUGGAUAUAUUUACAUUGUGAACUUAAAUAUUCAUUAGUCAGG